Molecule: messenger RNA, 714 nt
Organism: Cladocopium goreaui
Lineage: Eukaryota; Dinophyceae; Suessiales; Symbiodiniaceae
Source: the annotation of a GenBank genome assembly
AUGCUGGUGGAGUGGUGGAGGAGCUCCCAGAAGCGGAGCGAAACCAACAGAAAGAGCCUAGAGUGGUCGCAGAUGAAAGAUGUCUCGGAGCUCUCUGCAGCCUGCAAUCGUACCUCUACUGAGACAAUUUUCGGGGUUCGCACCAUGGUGACCUUCAGCGGCCUCGAUUCGGCGACCCAUGUCAUGACCUACGAAGUCUUCAGCCGCCAGAAGAAGGUGCUCCACUGCCUGCAGGCGCUGAGACAGUUGUGGGAGCUGGGUGGAGAGGACAAGUUCUACUACAAGUUGGUGGCUCCGCUGACGCACUUCUGCUUCGUCAUGGACUUGGAGAAGGACGUGCCGGAGCAGAUUUGCAAAGAAGUGGUGCUCCCUGAGAUCGCCGUGAUCCUGGGCGGCGAAGGUGCCACACCUUUCACCUCGGUGGCGCAGAUGAGAGAGGCGGCUUCCAAGGUGGUCGACCAGGUGGAAGUGCGGAUCAAGGGAGCAUCCGACAUCUUCCUAGUGGAGGUGCUCUAUGGCCUGAAAUGCCUGAAGGCCGCUGGAAGAGAUAGAGCAGCACUGCUGGAGGCCUGGAAGCCUCAGGGCGUGAUGUGCCUGAAGGAGAGCAGGAAACUGCUCGCCUACCUGGAGAAAGAGUUCGGCAAGGACUCUCCGGCGUGGACCAAGUUGCAGAAGCGGUGCACGGAGUUUUUCCCCUUGAUGGUCAUUUCCUGA